AUGGACACCUCGAUGCAGUGGAAGGCGAUGAAGUUGCUCGGCAAACACAUCAAGCAGCCGUACUUCCUUCGCCCAUCCAGCAAGGGCUCAAAGGGCGGCGAAACCACAGGGCCCUUGCCCGGGGAGGACGUUGCUGGGCAUGGCGGCAACGACGGCAUCAUGUACCUGGCGGCACUGUACGACGUAUGGGCGCCCGGAGAUGCCCAUGUGGCGGGGGCGGGAAGCGAGCCAAUGUACACCUACACAGUUCUGACCACUGACAGCUCGGAACAGCUGCGAUGGCUGCACGACCGCAUGCCUGUGCUGUGUCAGACGCCACAGGCGAGAGACCUGUGGCUCGGGGACGCAGUGUCCCCGGGCCCGGACAUCGCGAGUGCUCUAAUGAACGCGGCAGAGGAUGGGCGGCGACAGCCCCUUCGAUUCGAAUGGUGGCCCGUGACGCUGCAGCUCAACAGGAUUGGCGCAGUCGAUGGGCCACAGUGCGUGCAGCACUGUGCGCCCGGCGGGGUGAAGCCAUCAAGGCGCGGGAAUGUGUUGAAUAUGCUCUUGAGCGAGUCUCCCGCAAGAGAGACAGCACAUGCCACCCCGAGACGCCAUGACACGAGCGAGCACGUCGCCGCAGCACGCCCGGAGCAGAAGGACGAGAUGCAGCCGCUUGAGUCGCAGCCAGACGCGGAAACGCAGUCGCCAAGGCCAAACCUGCCGCGGCACCCACUGUUGGUACUCAAAGAUGAGGAGGCAAGGGAGCCGAGUGAGGCGCAGGCAGGGGUUUGCGCUGCGGACAAACAAGACGGCGCCGCGACAGAGGGCGAGAAGAAGCAGAGCAGCGCGAAGAAGCGGGACAGGCAGGAAGAGUACAUGGCCGUCACGUGGCAGUUGAGGAGGGCUGCGAAGAAGCAGGAAAAGAAGCCGCGGUGCGCUGCGCAGAAGCGAAUAGACGCCUUCUUCACGCCAAAGUGA
Messenger RNA from Pedinophyceae sp. YPF-701, 960 nucleotides. The record is from the annotation of a GenBank genome assembly. Lineage: Eukaryota; Viridiplantae; Chlorophyta; Pedinophyceae.